Oncorhynchus nerka (sockeye salmon) is the source of this 498-nucleotide messenger RNA. RefSeq names its product late histone H1-like. NCBI's taxonomy places the organism in Eukaryota, Metazoa, Chordata, Actinopteri, Salmoniformes, Salmonidae. The record is from RefSeq and is a predicted model, not a curated record. The coding region runs from base 1 to 498 and encodes 165 amino acids. The transcript has 4 exons.
AUGGCGAGGAAACCAGCAGUGGAGACUGUGAGGAAACCAACAGUGGAGAUGGUGAGGAAACCAGCAGUGGAGACGGUGAGGAAACCAACAGUGGAAACGGUGAGGAAACAAGCAGUGGAGACGGUUUUCAGGGAGACGGUGAGGAAACCAGCAGUGGAGACGGUGAGGAAACCAGCAGUGGAGAUGGUUGUCAGGGAGACGGUGAGGAAACCAGCAGUGGAGAUGGUGAGGAAACCAGCAGUGGAGACGGUGAGGAAACCAACAGUGGAGAUGGUGAGGAAACCAGCAGUGGAGACGGUUGUCAGGGAGACGGUGAGGAAACCAGCAGUGGAGAUGGUGAGGAAACCAGCAGUGGAGACGGUGAGGAAACCAACAGUGGAGAUGGUGAGGAAACCAGCAGUGGAGACGGUGAGGAAACCAACAGUGGAAACGGUGAGGAAACCAGCAGGUUGUCAGGGAGACGGUGAGGAAACCAGCAGGUUGUCAGGGAGACGGUGA